AUGUCACCGGGUCAGAAGAAAAAAUCUAGCAGGGACAUUUCAGGUAAAGGUUCAUCUUCCUAUACAGCCACUGAAACUGAACCACAACAAAUGUCACCAGCUCAGAAGAAAAAAUCUAGCAGUGGCACUUCACGGGAAGGUUCAUCUUCCAAUACAGACACUGAAACUGAACCACAACAAAUGUCACCGGCUCAGAAGAAAAAAUCUAGCAGUGACACUUCAGGGGAAGGUUCAUCUUCCUAUACAGACACUGAAACUGAACCACAACAAAUGUCACCGGCUCAGAAGAAAAAAUCUAGCAGUGGCACUUCAGGGAAAGGUUCAUCUUCCUAUACAGACACUGAAACUGAACCACAACAAAUGUCACCGGCUCAGAAGAAAAAAUCUAGCAGUGACAUUUCAGGAGAAGGCUCAUCUUCCUAUACAGACACUGAAACUGAACUACAACAAAUGACACUGGCUCAGAAGAAACUUCAGGGGAAGGUUCAUCUUCCUAUACAGACACUGAAACUGAACCACAGCAAACGUCACCAGCUCAGAAGCAAAAAUCUAGCAGUGACACUUCUGGGGAAGGGUCAUCUUCCGAUACAGACACUGAAACUGAACCACAACAACUGCCACCGGCUGAGAAGAAAAAAAUCUAGCAUUGACACUUCAGGGGAAGGUUCAUCUUCCUAUACAGACACUGAAACUGAACUGCAACAAAUGUCACCGGCUCAGAAGAAAAAAUCUAGCAGUGACACUUCAGGGGAAGGUUCAUCUUCCUAUACAGACACUGAAACUGAACCACAACAAAUGUCACCGGCUCAGAAGAAAAAAUCUAGCAGUGACAUUUCAGGGGAAGCUCAGAAGAAAAAAUCUAGCAGUGACACUUCAAGGGAAGGCUUAUCUUCCUAUACAGACACUGAAACUGAACCACAACAUAUGUCACCGACUCAGAAGAAAAAAUCUAGCAGUGACACUUCAGGGGAAGGUUCAUCUUCCUGCACAGACACUGAAACUGAACCACAACAAAUGUCACCAGCUCAGAAGAAAAAAUCUAGCAGUGACACUUCAGGAGAAGGUUCAUCUUCCUACACAGACACUGAAACUGAACCACAACAAAUGUCACCGGCUCAGAAGAAGAAAUUUAGCAGUGUCACUUCAGGGAAGGUUCAUCUUCCUAUACAGACACGGAAACUGAACCACAACAAAUGUCACCGGCUCAGAAGAAAAAAUCUAGCAGGUACACUUCAGAGGAAGGCUCAUCUUCCUAUACAGACACUGAAACUGAACCACAACAAAUGUCACCAGCUCAGAAAGAAAAAUCUAGCAGUGACACUUCAGGGGAAGGUUCAUCUUCCUAUUCAGACACUGAAACUGAACCACAACAAAUGUCACCGGCUCAGAAGAAAGAAUCUAGCAGUGACACUUCAGGGAAGGUUCAUCUUCCUAUACAGACACUGA
Molecule: messenger RNA, 1446 nt
Organism: Protopterus annectens (West African lungfish)
Lineage: Eukaryota; Metazoa; Chordata; Ceratodontiformes; Protopteridae
Product: suppressor protein SRP40-like
Exons: 2
Coding region: 1-1446 (481 amino acids)
Source: RefSeq, a predicted model, not a curated record